AUUUGAAUUCAAUUUGAUUGAAAUUAAUUUUAAAAUUGAUUGUGAAGGUUAAAGUUUGACCAAGAAGAACAUUCAAUUUUAAGUGAAUUGAAGAAUGAAAACAUUUGAGUGAACGAACUAAUAUUAAUUUAUUAUUGGUAUUAUUUAUACGUUAGUGUGAUAUUGAUAAAUAAGUUUUGACGAAUCAAAUACUAUCUAAAUAAAAACAAAAGUGAUGAUUGUGAUGUAAGAGAUGCGUCGUGGUGAACUCGCGGCAACCGCGAUAGCCCUUCUCAUACUUGGGCAAAUCCAGGAACCACGGCAAACGAGGGUUGUCGGUGCAGUGGUAGUAGGAGCUGCCGUUUGCGGACGUAUUCCGGGAUUGGCUAAAAGUCAACGAGAACAGUGUAAAAAGGCCCCACACGCUAUGCCUGCCGUUGGGGAGGGUGCUGAAUUGGGUCUUCGUGAAUGCCGACAUCAAUUUAGGCAUCACCGAUGGAACUGUUCUCACGUUGCCAAUGAUCAAGUAUUUGGUCAUGUUGUCGUAGUUGGAAGCAGAGAAGCAGCUUUCACGUACGCGAUAAGCUCGGCUGGAGUUACAUAUGCUGUAACCGCAGCUUGCAGUCGCGGUAAUAUCACUGCUUGCGGUUGCGAACCGGCUAUAAGCAGGACGAGAAAGGAAUUAGCUCCGAAUGGUUGGGAAUGGGGUGGUUGCAGUGCAGACAUCACUUAUGGAAUGAGGUUCGCACGUAGGUUCCUGGAUGCAAGAGAAAUAGAAGGAGAUGCUAGAAGUCUGAUGAAUCUUCAUAAUAAUAAAGCUGGAAGAAAAAUCGUGAAAUCUCUUCUUCAGACAGAAUGCAAAUGUCAUGGAGUAUCGGGUUCCUGUACGGUGAAAACAUGUUGGAGAACAUUACCUAGUUUUCGACAAAUCGGUGAUGCACUUAUGAAAAAAUAUUAUAAAGCUAAAGCUGUCGUUGCUAUAAUACCUCCAUCACCACCAAUAAGCCAAAUUUCUGAAAGUAUAUCGCAUCAUUCGGUAUCAACUGAAGAUAUAACACCUAUUCUUGGUAACGAUGCUAAAACUCAAGGUAAACAAAACGAUUUUAUAAAAUCACGUCGGGAUCAACAACAAUUAUCUAAAAAAACAAAGAGAAGAGCCUAUUUGGUAUUGAAAAGGAAUAAAGUUAAUAAUGGAGGAGGAAGUACAACGGUGUCUAAAAAGAUGCCGAAGAAAAGUGAAUUGGUAUUUCUACAACCGUCACCAAAUUAUUGCGAACCUGAUUUGGUUUUGGGUAGUUUGGGUACGCAAGGGAGAUAUUGUAAUCGAACGAGUAAAGGAACCGAUGGAUGUGAUUUGAUGUGUUGUGGUCGUGGUUAUAACACACAUCAAUUUACUAGAACUUGGCAGUGUAGAUGUAAAUUUCAUUGGUGCUGUCAUGUAUAUUGUGACACGUGUAACGAACGCAUGGAGGAAUAUACUUGCAAAUGAUGUAAAUAUAUAUAUAUAUAUCUAUAUAUACAUAUAUUUAUUUUUGUUUAUUUCACGUAAAGUGUCUAUUAACCCUUUCGCUUCGGCUGUCCUGUCCACCAAAACACUGUCACUGAACGGAGGCGCGCGCCGCGAAUACGUCCAGUAUGCGUUGUUGCUGUAUAUAUGUUUUCCUGAGUCUUAAAUUACUAUUGUGCCGAAUAAAACAAUCUUUGCUAAAAUAUAAUGAGUAUAAUUUACAUUUUUCGAUAUGAAAACAUUUAUAACUUAUAAACAUAUAUAAUUUACAAAGCUACAGGUAAUAUUUUUAUUAUGUGCACGCCGCUUAUAAGCGGCGCUCCUACCCACAGGUAGGUCAUAUUGCGUACGCCGCUUAUAAACGGCGCUCGAAGCGAAAGGGUUAAGAAGAAGAAAAAUAUUCAACGAUUAUCUCGACUGAUCUCGGAUGAUAUUAUUUUUAUAUUAUUCGUUCCGGCUUUAAUCACUGCUAAACUAUUACACGAUAUAAUUAGCUUAAUCCUCGCUAAAAUACAAAUUAACAACAACAACAACAAAUUAUACAAGUGAGAUUUACGUGUUUAAGUAGGAUAAGAAGUUAAUAUAGAAAAAAAAAACAAAAAACAAAAAAAGGUAAUUUAAACAAAAUUUACUAAAAGAUUUAUAAUGAUAAAGUAUCAUAACGAUUUAUUGCACUAUAAUUGAGCUUAAUAAUAUUAUUUCAAAUGUGUUAUCAUAUAUUA
This is a messenger RNA of Polistes dominula (European paper wasp), 2208 nucleotides long. RefSeq names its product Wnt oncogene analog 2. Gene Ontology annotation, molecular function: cytokine activity; frizzled binding. Gene Ontology annotation, biological process: positive regulation of JNK cascade; cell fate commitment; neuron differentiation. Gene Ontology annotation, cellular component: extracellular region. The record is from RefSeq and is a predicted model, not a curated record. NCBI's taxonomy places the organism in Eukaryota, Metazoa, Arthropoda, Insecta, Hymenoptera, Vespidae.